AUGCCGUCGUUGCUCUUCUGCGGCCCCAAAAUGGCUGCUUGUGGCAUCGUUAUCAGUAUCUGGGGCGUCAUCAUGCUGGCAAUGCUGGGGAUCUUCUUCAGCGCCAAGUCAGCCGUGCUGAUUGAGGACGUCCCAUUUACUGAGGAGGACAUUCGCAAUGAUCAACACCCUCCUCAGACUAUCUACGGUCUGUACAGCCAGGUCGGCAUCAAUUGCUUCAUCGCGGCCGGCGUCUACGUGGCAGUGGGCGCAGUGUCCUUAUGCCAGGUUCGACUCAACAAGCGGCAGGAGUACAUGGUGACAUAA
Molecule: messenger RNA, 306 nt
Organism: Nerophis lumbriciformis (worm pipefish)
Lineage: Eukaryota; Metazoa; Chordata; Actinopteri; Syngnathiformes; Syngnathidae
Source: RefSeq, a predicted model, not a curated record